Messenger RNA from Patiria miniata (bat star), 1002 nucleotides. Its product is annotated as histamine H2 receptor-like. Gene Ontology annotation, biological process: G protein-coupled receptor signaling pathway. The transcript has 2 exons. Gene Ontology annotation, cellular component: membrane. The coding region runs from base 1 to 1002 and encodes 333 amino acids. Gene Ontology annotation, molecular function: G protein-coupled receptor activity. Lineage: Eukaryota; Metazoa; Echinodermata; Asteroidea; Valvatida; Asterinidae. The record is from RefSeq and is a predicted model, not a curated record.
AUGCAGGCGACUGCCGGACUGUUGGGGACUACUACCGGCAAGUGGGUCUGUCAGAUCAUGGCAGCAGAGGGAGUUAUCGGUGUCUUAGGAAACCUCUUAGUGUGCUACGUCAUCCUGCGCGUCAAGUUCCUACACAACAUGACGAACUAUCUGCUGGUCAAUUUAGCCGUGGCUGACAUGCUGUUGUGUCUGGCAGUAUUUUUCAGCAGUUUGACCGCUGUCCCUGAUUGUAUAUUCAUUGAUUAUGUGCCGGCCAGUUUUGGCGGCAAAAUGCUAUUUUGCAGAUUGGUAGCGUCCGGUUUUUUAACAUGGGCCUUGAGCUAUGUUUCGGCUUACAAUCUCUGUGUGGUAACAUUAGAAAGGUAUGUUGCUAUUUUGCAUCCGCUACAUUAUGCAAGGAAACUCACAGCAACACGGAUGAAAAUCCUGAUAGCCCUGAUGUGGGUGACGUCAUUUGUUUUUUCGGUACCAGUACUCUUUAGCAUCGAACCCAGCGACGAUCCCGAUCGGGCUUGCUCGGCAUCCAAACAUUCUCAUUGGUCACUUUCUGUGCAGUUUACAAAAACGUUUGCAUUUCUCACGGCCUACUUACUGCCCCUAACACUGAUGAGUCUGGCCUACUACAAGAUUCAAGUCACUCUCAAAAGACAAGCUAAAGCCCUGAACCUGCAACACGCAAGGGCAGCAGCCUAUGAUCUUGUGAUAGCUAGACGGCGUCUUGUCAGCAUGCUUACAAUCGUCUUAGGAGCUCUCAUUAUCCUAUGGACACCGGGAUAUAUACAUGUUCUUCUUUGCUUGGGCACAGCGGACGAGAGCCAACUUAGUUUCUGUGGUACAACGAGUAGCAAGUACGUCGCUUCGAUGUCUGCCUUUGCCUUCUAUUUCAACUCCGUCAUUAACCCCAUCAUCUACGAGUUCAAGUACAAGAAAUUCAAGCAAGGUCUUAAGGCGGCUGUUUGCUGCUGUUUUUCUAGGCACGGCAAUAACAGAGUUGACGUUUAG